Iphiclides podalirius (scarce swallowtail) is the source of this 2217-nucleotide messenger RNA. The record is from the annotation of a GenBank genome assembly. Lineage: Eukaryota; Metazoa; Arthropoda; Insecta; Lepidoptera; Papilionidae.
AUGGCGGUGAAGAAACACGAAGUACUUCAUGAGACCUGCAGCAAGCAAGCUCUGCACGCCUUAGCGCAGUAUAUCGACAUGAUGAAUGAACAGCCGAACUAUAUGCCCCCGAUACAGGAGCUCGUGAAGAACUGUCAGGAUAUUGUGAAAUGCUUAGCUUCCACUUCGGGCCAAGAAGAUCAGCUCUGGGAUUUGCUAACGACUGUGGAGGAGUUUCUGGUGCGCAUUAUUUCCACCGUCGACAGCGCUCUGCGUCACGAGAUUGUGACAGCCAUCCUUGAUAAGUUCUACUCCCUAAUUUCGGAUCCAGAGUCCAGAGCGUGCCCUGCAAUGUCGGUGGCGCUGAUUGUGCUCGAUGGGAUGGAUGAGGAGGCAUCACUCUCCGCCGCCCGCUGGCUGGUGCAACGUGGUGAAAAUGGGCCGAACGGAGCUGGACUCCGUGCCUCGCUCGCCUGCCUCUAUCGCUGGAUUCACGAGUGGAACAGCACACCCGCUUUAGGCGACUGGCUACUUGCCUACAUCAAAGCUUUGGAGGAGAAUGAGCACUUUGACAUUUUGAUCGAGGUGAGCGUCGAGAAUUUGUGCAGUCUGGUAAUGAUGCUAAACGAUCCGACGAGCGUACGGCAACCUGUUGCCGAUACUAUCUUCCAUAUAUUGGCAUCGCUGCGCGAGUCCAGUGGCGCCUUCGAGAAGGUCGCCCAACACGUGACUUGUUUGCUGGUGGUCUUGGCAACUGACAGUGGCCAAUGGAGUCGGCAGCUGUUGCAGAACGUCGUGGACAUAUCCACUGCUAUGAUUCGCUAUAUGAUGAGCAUCCUCAAUGGAGUUGCACUCGAUAAGUUCAAGGAUAAAUAUUCCUUUGUGAUUGGAUGCUUGGAACGCCACAUGUCAUCCAGCUCCCGUUUCCUGCAACUUCCGCCGUGGAAAGCUCGCAACGUGACGUUGCCUAACCCGAAUUGUCAUGUUCCAUUGCGUAAGGUCGGACUUUUGAAUCUGGGCAACACUUGCUACAUGAACAGCGUGAUGCAAGCUCUGCUCGCGACCAAGGUGUUCAGCUCCCACGUGGUCCUCCGCAUGACCGCCGUACCCUACUGGGCUAAGCUGGGGGCGCUGUUCGCCAAGAUGAUGCAUUCCAUUUCCACUAAAUUGAAUCCGGAAGAGUUUUUCAAGGUCGUGAGGUCCCCGUUCUUUACCAAGGACAACCAGCACGACAGUUCCGAGUUCCUCGGGUAUCUGUUCGUGCUGCUGCAGUCGUACGAGCAUAGGUCGGACCGCCACUUCGACUACUCGCGGCCCGCCGUCCUCGCCAGCCGCCCUCGUCAGACCCCCAACGUCUACUACCAGGCGGGGGCAUCCGUCAGUGACAACGAGCGCUGUGAAUCGAGUUACAGCUUUCGCUCUACCUCACCACGACCCGGGACGAGCGGCGUCAAGCGCACCCUUCCCGAGCAGGACGUGUGCCCGCCGCCUAAGAAGCGUAUGCGCAUCCACGAGUCGAUGUUCCUCCGGCGCGACUCGUUCAUCGACACAGUGUUCGGGGGCGUGUUGCUCACGCGCGUCGAGUGCACCGUGUGCCACUCGUCCUCGCUCUCGCGCGACAUCUUCCGCGACCUGCAGCUCGCCUUCCCCGAGAAGCCCGCCGGCUGGAAGCACAGCGUGCAGGAUCUGCUCGAGUUCUACUUCUCCAAGGAGACCCUCACCGGCGACAACCGCUACGCGUGCGUCGACUGUGGCGCCCUCCGCGACGCCGAGCGCAGCGUCACCAUCGAGAACCCGCCCAGAUACCUCGUGCUCGUUUUGAAGAACUUCAAAUUCGAACCCAAGCUCCAGGUGCAGACGAAAUUGAUGCUUACCAUGUUUUACAAUGACACGGUGACCCUGCCCACCCGCUCGCGAACGGACCGCUCCGCCUAUACUGUGUACGCUGCCAUCAUACACGAGGGUACCACCCUGGACUCGGGCCACUACUAUACUCUGGCGAAGGACAACAACCAAUGGUUUUCGUACAACGAUGAAGUGGUCACCCCCGCCGAACCGGACCACCUGCACACCCUCAAGCGCUCCAGCACCCCCUACGUGCUAUUCUACCGCCGCACCGACGUCGAAGAGGGCACCGUUCCGUCUCUGGGGCAGUUGCCGCCAAAGUUCCAGGAGAAGGUGAUUGCCCACAACAAGCACUACAUUGAGAGCGUUCGCAAGAUGAAGAUGUCCCGCCCA